GCAUAAGGUGCUGAGGCAUACUAUGCUUGUGUCAGUGAUCACUGAGAGAAAAAGAGAAAUAUGAGAAGCGAGUGUCAUCCACUGUUGAGGGGAGGAAGAGGAGGUAGCAAGUAUAAACAUGGAUUUUCUGCAGCUGAAAUGGAGUCACUGGCAAGCAUUUGUGAGGCUGUGUUGCCUCCUUUGCCUAUGAAUGCUUUGAAGAGCAGAAAACAAGACCAAGCUGGUGACGAUGACAACGAGGUUCUGCAGUCCUUCUGUGACAUUUCUGGUUCUCGCUAUCCAAUCCCUCAUGAGGUUGCUGAGUUGCUCACAAAGAGGAGCUUAUUAGAAGCACUGAUACUGGUAAGAGUGGUCUUAUGGCUGCUGGCUACAAGGUUGGGAACCUUGUUGCUUUGCGGUUUCCUCUGUCUCGGUGAGAAAUGGCCUUAUAUCAACAACUUUUCAAACAUGUCUUUGGAGAAGAGAGAAAAGGUUAUGCAGAACUGGUUGAAGCAUAGGUUCCUUACCCCUAUUAGACUGGCAUUUGUUUAUGUCAAAGUCCUGGGCCUUUUUGCAUUUUUCUCUUGGGUUGAUGAAAAUGGUGAUAAUCCGGCAUGGAAAGCCAUUGGAUAUGAGGUAUCAAAUGAGAAACUGGAUAGUGUCUCCAAUAAUAGGCCCCUUGAAAAGGGGACUAUAGAAACCAUGCAUGAAUCUGACACAACUCUUCAACAAUCUCUUGCCAAGAAAGGCCUCAAUGUUGAACUGGACUUGAAAAGCAACAUCCUCAAAGUCAAAUGUGAUGCAGUAGUUGUUGGGUCUGGUUGUGGCGGAGGUGUUGCAGCUGCUGUUCUUUCUAGGGCUGGUCACAAGGUGGUUGUUCUUGAGAAAGGAAACUAUUUUACUCCUCAGGAUUAUUCAUCUCUAGAAGGUCCCUCUAUGAAUCAGCUAUAUGAAACUGGGGGGAUGCUUGCUUCUGCAGACUCCAGAAUACUGGUUUUGGCAGGAUCAACAGUGGGAGGUGGCUCUGCUGUUAAUUGGUCUGCCUGCAUUAAAACACCACACAAGGUGCUGAAAGAGUGGUCUGAGGAUCACAAGCUUCCCUUCUUUUCAAGCCAAGAAUAUCUCUAUGCAAUGGAGUCUGUAUGUGAAAGGAUUGGGGUCAAAGAAAACUGUACACAAGAGGGAUUCCAAAAUCAAGUGCUGAGAAAAGGGUGUCAGAAUCUUGGCCUCAAAGUUGACUAUGUGCCAAGAAACUCUUCAGGGAAUCAUUACUGUGGCUCAUGUGGUUAUGGCUGUCCAAAAGGAGAGAAACAAGGGACUCAAGCAACUUGGCUUGUAGAUGCAGUUGACAAAGGUGCAGUAAUAAUAACAGGAUGCAAAGCUGAGAGGUUCUUGUUGGAAAGCAACAGGAGUGGAAAUGGCAGAAAGAAGAAAUGCUUGGGAGUGCUGGCAAAAGCAUUAAACAACCAAGUCACAAUGAAGCUACAAAUUGAGGCUAAAGUGACAAUUUCCUCUGGUGGGGCACUUUUGACACCCCCUUUACUAAUAUCUAGUGGACUAAAAAAUAAUAACAUUGGAAGGAACCUCCAUCUCCACCCUGUCCUAAUGGCAUGGGGAUACUUCCCAGAAUCAAAUAAUUCAGAAUUUAAGGGGAAAUCCUAUGAGGGAGGUAUAAUCACAUCAGUCCAUAAAGUACCAUCAACAGACUCCAAAUCUGAUUCAAGAGCCAUAAUUGAAACCCCUUCACUAGGACCAGCAUCCUUUGCUGCACUGUUUCCUUGGCAGUCAGGACUAGACUUCAAAGAAAAAAUGUUGAAUUACCCCAGAACUGCAAAUUUAAUCACAAUUAUAAGAGACAUGGCUAGUGGACGGGUGACUUCAGAAGGAAGGAUCAGCUACAAGUUGAAUGAAAUUGACAGAGAAAACAUGAGGGCUGGCUUGCAACAAGCACUGAGGAUUCUAAUAGCUGCAGGAGCAGUUGAGGUAGGCACACACAGAAGUGAUGGUCAGAGUCUCAGGUGUAGUGGCGUUAGUGAAAAUGAGGUGCAAGAGUUCUUGGACAGUGUGUGUCCAAUGGAAGGAGCACUUUCACCAGGUGAGAAAUGGAACUUAUAUACUUCUGCUCAUCAAAUGGGGAGCUGCAGAAUGGGGGUUAAUGAAAAAGAAGGUGCAGUUGAUGAGAAUGGGGAGACAUGGGAGGCUGAAGGGUUGUUUGUUUGUGAUGCUAGUGUGCUUCCAACUGCAGUUGGAGUCAAUCCCAUGAUCACAAUCCAAUCAACUGCAUACUGUAUCUCUAGUAGAAUAGUAGACUACCUUGGAAAAAGUCAAAUCUCAUAAGUUCUUUGAAUUUUCUUCACUCGAGGCAUGUAAUUCGAGUUGGAUCAUCAAAAUAGGUGCCUUUUACCAUAAAAAUAAGUUUCCAAUAGAAAAGUUUCAUCUUCAAGCAUCUUUUACUAAAGAAAAUGUUUAGAUUAGAGAAAGGACACACCCUUUUGUUGGGAUUUAUAAUCUUUGGUCAGCAAAGGUACUCUUGUAUAUGGAAACAAGAAAAUCAAUCACAUAAAAAAACUCAUGU
Molecule: messenger RNA, 2554 nt
Organism: Vigna radiata var. radiata (mung bean)
Lineage: Eukaryota; Viridiplantae; Streptophyta; Magnoliopsida; Fabales; Fabaceae
Product: long-chain-alcohol oxidase FAO1
Exons: 3
Coding region: 61-2316 (751 amino acids)
Molecular function (GO): long-chain-alcohol oxidase activity; flavin adenine dinucleotide binding
Source: RefSeq, a predicted model, not a curated record